Messenger RNA from Uloborus diversus, 3587 nucleotides. RefSeq lists its product as uncharacterized. The coding region runs from base 113 to 3178 and encodes 1021 amino acids. NCBI's taxonomy places the organism in Eukaryota, Metazoa, Arthropoda, Arachnida, Araneae, Uloboridae. Gene Ontology annotation, cellular component: nucleus. The record is from RefSeq and is a predicted model, not a curated record. The transcript is spliced from 9 exons. Gene Ontology annotation, molecular function: metal ion binding.
UUUCGUUAGAAUGUGUAUGAAAGUUGCGUAAGGGAUGUGUCAUCAGUGAUUUUAAAUGUUUUUUUUAAUUGAAUUUUAGUCUACUAAUUAGUAAAUAAUUUCCAGUGUGAGAAUGGAAAAUUCAAAUAGAAUGAAAGAACUCCAGCAAAAGCUCCAAUACUAUAAAACAUUGAUAAAAGAUUAUGAAAAGACAAAGCAAGAGUUGAAUGCUAUAGCAAUGGACAAGCCCAAGUUUUCACCUCCCACACAGAAGCAAAAUGUUCUUGAUGUUUCACGAAAAUGGCAAACUCAACAGACAUAUAAUUAUUCUAAUGUGUCAAAAUUUAAUAGUAAAUAUGUUUUGAACAGAACAAAAGGAAUCUCAUCACAACCAAAUAUUCCAUUUCAAAAUAAUGCAAGUGUACAGUAUAAAAAUGCAAAAACUACUCUAAUAAACAAAAUCAAUUCGCCUAAAAAUAGUUUUAGGGUACAGUAUAAAAAUUCUAAAACUACUCUUAUAAACAAAAUUAAUUUUCCAAAAAAUAAUUUGCAGGUACGGGUACAGUUUAAAAAUCCUAAAACUCUUAUUAACAAAAUUAGUUCUCCAAAAAAUGAAUUGAGGGUUCAGUUCAAAAAUCCUAAAACAACUCUCAUUAAUAAAGUUAGUGCUCCAAAAAAUGAAUUGGGGGUACAGUUUAAAAAUCCUCAAGCUACUCCCCUUAAUAAAAUUAUUUCUCCAAAAAAUGCUUUAUGCAGUGCUCCAGCACAGCCAUUGAUCCAUGAAAGAAAUUUAGGAUUAAAGUUGAAUAUUCUCUCCCCUAAAUGUACUACAGAGCCUUUUGCAAAAAAUUCUGAUAACCCAACUGAAACUACUAAAAAAGUGGAUUCAGUUGUUAAAGUAAGCCCUGGGCCUUCAAAAGUUGCAGAUGUGCCCAAGAUGUCCCAAACCUGUAAUAUUAGAGAAAAAACUUUGAGUCUAGAUACAAACUUGGAAAAAUGUUCAAGUAAACCUCUUAGUGCAUACUCACAGAUUUUGAAUGAUAUUAUAUCUCUCACAAAGGAAUUGAAGCAAUCUACAAAAGACAGUGAUUCUUGUAAAAGUCUAAAAAGCUCAAUUCUUACCAAAGCUGGGAGUUCUGUUGGAAAACAUCUUUUACCAGAGAAGGGAAAAGUGUCUGAUCUAACUAUUUCAAGCAAUUUAAAAGUUGUGAAUAAAUUCUGUAUGGCUAAACUUCGAAAAAGUAACCCAGUGGGUGAUUUAAAAGCUGCAAAAUUGAGAGAAAUUAGGAAUUUAGAAAUUAAAAAUGUGAGCAAUAAAGCUGGCGCAGGAUCUUUUGUUACUGUUUCUUUGGGGUCAAAUUUGCACAAUCUUCCAUCAACUUCAUUAUCGAAAACCAAUGAUGAUGUAAAAACAAGAAGAAAUUCAAAUAGGAAAAUAUUUUCUUCUCAGUACAAAGUUGUAAAUAAAAACAGUGGAUCACAUGUUAAGCUUUCAGCUCUGAAAUUGGUAAAAACUAAAGCAGUCGAUUCGAAAGCUAUGUCAGCAGAAAAGCUACGUCUUCAAAAGCUACAUCUGCAGAAAAUACAUCAGAUUAGUCAAUGUUCACCAAAACUAAGAAAUGUCUUGAAUACAAAAUAUAAAAUUAUCAACAAAACUAGUAGAAAUUCUAUAUCAAAAGCAUCCAUUCAGUCAGGUUCUAGUAAAAAGAUUUGUAAUGUUGAUAAAAUGGUAAAUAAUUCAUCUAAUGUUCAGAGCCCAUCUUUUAAAUUGGGAAUUAAAAUGCCAAAUAUGAAGGCAUGUAAAGUUGUUAAUGUUACACCCAUUUUUAAACUUACCCAUAAUGUAAAAAAUAAAACAAAUGUUCAUGUUUCACAUCAUAAAAAUUCAAUUAAAAGACCUAGAGUUUUAAAUUCCAAAUAUAAAGUAGUUAACAAAUUAUCCACCCCAAAACAAAGUAUCUUUAUAAAUAAAUCAAUUUUUCAAAUUAAUAGUCAGAAGAAAUCAGAUAGAGUUCAAAGAUUUGUUGCAGACAGACUGUCUCAUAUUCAUCGAAAUUCAACUCAUAAACCAGUUUUGCUGAAGAGAUUAUAUAAAAGCAAAAACAAAAUUAUAAAUAAAAAUUCCAGCCCAGUUACUCAAACUGCAAAAAUGAUAAAAACAAAAUAUGUUGCAUUAUACAAACAAAGGUCAUUGCCAUCACAUAAGCAGUUUGUAGGGCCAAGACAUAAAAUGUCUAAAGGCCAUCACUUAAGACCCUAUUAUAGUAAGCCAAGACAUACUAAACAUGGAUAUUAUUCUGCUGCAUUUUAUAAUCCACAUGCAAUAAGGUUUUUAAGCACAAAUCGAUAUUCAAAGAUAAAUAUGAAGGUGAAGAAAAGUUCCUUAUACAAAAGAAGAUUCACGCCUGCCAGGUAUGGUUAUAGGAGUAAAUUUGCAUCAGGUUAUGGAAAAACUUUCUAUAAAAAUUCAAAGUUUGUUGCUCCAGUUUCCCAACUUUUAGCAAGUCGAGUCUUGCAUCGUAGUAUAAAUCAAGCUGUCAUCAAAAGUACAAGAAAAAAUUCAACGAAGGUUAAUACUUACUGCAUGUUUUAUAAUCGGUUUGGCAAAUGUAAUAAAGGAAUAAAAUGUUCUUUUAUUCAUGAUCCCAGCAAAAUUGCUGUCUGUACAAGAUUCUUGCGAGGGACAUGUAAAAGUGAAAGUUGCCCCUUUUCACAUGAAAUCAGCCCGGGCAAAAUGGCUCUUUGCACUUACUAUUUGCUGGGCUCAUGCAAAAAUGAUAAGUGCCCAUAUAGGCACGAAUCAUUAUCCCCCAAUUCUGACUUAUGUAAGGAAUUUGUCCAAGGAUACUGCUCUAAAGGAAGAAAGUGUGAUAAAGCUCAUAUUCUUAUUUGUCCUCAUUAUGCAAAGGGCGAGUGUGAUAAGGGAGAUAAAUGUCUCUUCCCUCAUCCUCCUCAAAAAGCUAAAAAGAGCAGCCCACAAGAUGUUAAAGAGGUCACAAAUGCGAAUGCAUCAGAGGAGCAAUUCUUGGAAAAUGUCAGCCGUUAUUUCCAGACAUUCACAGAAGAAUCAGUACAAAGUCAUUCCUCUAAGCCAUCUGAAAAUUGUCAAAGUGUUUUAGUUCGGAGAUCGCGACUUUUACCUGAACAGCCGUCUUUCAUCCCUCUAUCGCAAUCAGUGGGGACACUGGAUGGUAUAUGAAGCAUUUGAGUUUAUAUCAUAUUCAGUUUUAAAGGUAGAGCAUUUUUACUAAAUACAGUCCUUAUCAGUUUUAGAUCUAUCGUAAUUGUUUCCAGCUCUGGAUUUUAAAUCCUGCAAUAUCAACAUAUUUUUAUUUCAGGAUAGAUCUUUUUUUCCCUUUCCAGUUUUUAAAUAAUUCUAAUUAACUUGUAAAGUUAGUUUUUUGUUGCUCGGUUUUCUGGCUCAUCUGUUGCUAUAAAUUUAAUAACAUAUCAGUUUUAUUUUUUUAAAUUUAUUUUGAUGUCAAGGUAAAAAGUAUUUAUUUUAAUGUUCUUGGUUAUUGAACUCAUCAAAAUGUGUAUAGUCUUUUUACAGGAAGAAAAUAUUUCCAACAUCUGCGAAAUUGUAUGAAAAUAAUUUAUUAAUAAAG